AUGACCAACCGCCCUGCUUCAGGGUCCUUCCAUGAGGGCCACGACGACGUCAAGGAAGAUUCCAAGUCGCAAAUCACGGGUACGGUAGAGGAGCAUUUCGAUUACGAUACCGACGAUGUCAAGAGGCUAGUCCGCAAGAUAGACUGGCGCAUCAUGCCGUUUCUCUGGGGCUACGCCGUUCUAUCUGCGGUUGAUAAAGUCAUCAUCUCAAACGCAGCUCUCUACGGCAUGUUGAAAGACAAUAAUCUGGUCGGCCAGCAGUACAGCUGGGUCGGCUCCAUCUUCUACUUCGGCUACCUCGUAGCCGAGUUCCCAGCUGUACAUCUGAUGGCACGGUUUCCAGUCGGCAAGUUUCUCGCAAUUACGGCCAUCGGCUGGUCCGUUACGACGCUGCUCAUGGCAGUCACUCACAACGCCGCCGGUCUGAUGGCGCUGCGGUUCUUCAUGGGCAUGUGCGAGGCGCCGGCGCUACCUGGACUGACGCUGAUCACCGUGAUGUGGUGGCGGAAGAACGAGCAGCCACUCCGUGUGGCUAUAUGGAGUUCGACUGUCGCGUCGGUGUACGUGGGGCUCAUCUCGUACGGAAUUGGGAAUAGUACUCUGGCCAUAGCUUCAUGGCGUUUGCUCUUCAUUGUCCUCGGUGGCAUCAGUUUCAUCUUUGCUGUGCUCAUGUUCCUGUUCUUCCCGGAUAGACCCGAGGAAGGCGGGUUCUUGUCAGGAAAGGAGGCAUACAUCGCGGUACGCCGGAAGCUGGACGACAACACUGGCAUUGAGAAUAAGGAGUUCAAGUGGUAUCAAGUCCGCGAGGCCCUCAUCGACUGGAAAUCCUGGGUCGUGUGCCUAUUCUUCCUCUGCAUGAACGUAUCCAACGGCGGCCUCAACACCUUCUCCGCCCAAAUCGUAUCCAGCUUCGGCUUCGGCCCGCUCCAGACCGUCCUUCUCGGCAUGCCCACUGGCGUCAUCCAAGCCCUCUCUUCCAUCCUCGCCACGGUACCUCCCCGAUACAUCAAAGACACCCGGUGCAUCUCGGCCGCGGUCUGCUGCAUCGUGCCUCUCGUAUGCAGCAUCGUCAUACGCGAACUCCCGUCCUCCAACAAGGCCGGUCUUCUAACAGCGUACUACUUCUUCUACUUCUUUUGGGGCCCCUACGCUGUCGCGCUGAGUUUGCCAAUGGCGAAUACGAGUGGGCACACGAAGAAGGUGACGGUUAAUGCGAUGGUGUUUUUGGCCUAUUGCGUGGCGAACAUCAUUGCGCCGCAGACGUUUCGUGCCAGCGAGGCACCUCACUAUGCGACUGGAUACAAUAGCAUUCUGGGAUUCGAGAGCAGUGCGGUGGUGCUAAUGGGUGUGUAUUAUAUCGGAGUUAAAUAUGAGAACCGGAGAAGAGACAAGGCGUAUGGCGAGGUCAUCCCGGGAAGCUUGUCUGUCGAAGAAAGCAUGGAAGAUCUCACGGAUUGGGAGAAGAAGAGUUUUAGAUACGUGUGUUAA
This is a messenger RNA of Colletotrichum karsti, 1488 nucleotides long. Its product is annotated as allantoate permease. The record is from RefSeq and is a predicted model, not a curated record. The coding region runs from base 1 to 1488 and encodes 495 amino acids. Gene Ontology annotation, biological process: transmembrane transport. Gene Ontology annotation, cellular component: membrane. The transcript has 4 exons. Gene Ontology annotation, molecular function: transmembrane transporter activity. Lineage: Eukaryota; Fungi; Ascomycota; Sordariomycetes; Glomerellales; Glomerellaceae.